Molecule: messenger RNA, 1321 nt
Organism: Heteronotia binoei (common prickly gecko)
Lineage: Eukaryota; Metazoa; Chordata; Lepidosauria; Squamata; Gekkonidae
Gene: NSA2
Product: NSA2 ribosome biogenesis factor
Exons: 6
Coding region: 383-1165 (260 amino acids)
Biological process (GO): maturation of 5.8S rRNA; maturation of LSU-rRNA
Cellular component (GO): preribosome, large subunit precursor; nucleolus
Source: RefSeq, a predicted model, not a curated record
CCGGUAUCUUUAGGGUCUUCACAUGAGAAACAUGCUACUUCCGUCGGUGGUGUAACCUUUGUUGCCUUCCUUCCUCGUUUUGGAAGGCGACACGUGAACUUCAACUGAGAUUUGUAGCAAGAACUUCUGCAGUUACUUUAUUAUUCCAGUGUUUAAACAUUUCCUCUGGACUCUAGCCAAGAAAGGGAGAAACUCACGGCUUUGGAGACGCCAAAACAUUUGCCCCCUGCUAGGGAGUCGGAACGAGAGAAAACGGAGGCAGAUGUUACUCGGACUCGUUUUUCAGUUGUACGUUCCUUUUUCUCGGCCUACCGGCGACCUUUACGGAGGGAUUCUGAACCUCGAGCACGAGUUUUAGUUGAUUCCCUCGCGCUUAGCAGUCAUGCCACAGAAUGAAUACAUAGAGUUACAUCGUAAGCGCUAUGGUUAUCGCUUGGAUUACCAUGAGAAGAAGAGGAAGAAAGAAGGCCGUGAGGCUCAUGAGCGUUCAAAGAAAGCCAAGAAAAUGAUUGGUUUGAAGGCCAAGCUUUACCAUAAACAGCGCCAUGCAGAGAAGAUACAGAUGAAAAAGACCAUUAAGAUGCAUGAAAAAAGAAAUACCAAGCAGAAGAAUGACGAAGAAACGCCAGAAGGAGCUGUGCCAGCAUACCUGCUAGACAGAGAAGGCCAAUCCCGAGCUAAAGUUCUUUCCAACAUGAUUAAACAGAAGCGAAAAGAGAAAGCAGGGAAAUGGGAGGUUCCUGUACCAAAAGUCCGUGCCCAGGGAGAGACCGAAGUUCUUAAAGUGAUUCGGACAGGGAAGAGAAAGAAGAAGGCAUGGAAAAGAAUGGUUACAAAAGUGUGUUUUGUUGGGGAUGGCUUCACACGAAAACCUCCAAAAUAUGAACGAUUCAUUCGGCCAAUGGGUUUGCGGUUCAAGAAGGCCCAUGUGACUCAUCCUGAACUCAAAGCGACUUUUUGUCUGCCUAUACUCGGUGUAAAAAAGAAUCCUUCUUCUCCACUCUAUACAUCUUUGGGAGUAAUUACAAAAGGUACCGUCAUCGAGGUUAACGUUAGUGAACUUGGUCUUGUGACACAAGGAGGCAAAGUAGUUUGGGGAAAAUAUGCACAAGUGACCAACAAUCCAGAAAAUGAUGGGUGCAUUAAUGCACUUCUACUUGUAUAGGUGGACCGCAAUACUUCACUGCCUUUUUUCUAAGAAGAGGAGUACCUUGAAAUACGGACAGAUGCUUGCUUUGUGACAUAAAUACUGGAAGAACUGAAAGUUGUAUACUAUUUUGUUCAUUGUAAAUCCAUCAGUAAUAAAAAAAUGUUUGCCAAA